AUGUAUGAGGAGCGUAAGGAGAUCUUUGGGAACGUCUUCACAGCAGGGCUGGACAUCAAGGAGCUGUAUGCACCAGCAACCAGCGAGGCGCGAACCAGGGAGUUCUGGCGGACUUUGUCACAGGUCCUCACCCAGAUCUACAACAGCCGGCUCUCCACGGUGGCCAUCAUCAACGGAGCCUGCCCAGCCGGCGGUUGUGUUUUGGCACUCUGCUGUGACUGGCGCAUUAUUACCUGGAACGGCUCCAUGGGACUCAAUGAGGUGGCUCUGGGCAUGCGUGUUCCAUUCUACUGGUGCGAGCUCAUGGCGCGAACUUGUGGCCUUCGUGCCGCCGAGGAUUUGCUGCUCAGCGCCUCUAUGCCAACCUCUACCGACCUACGGUCACUGCAGCUAGUGGAUGAGAUUGUCGAGAAGCCUGAGGACCUGAUGCCAGCUGGCAUAGAAAGGCUCACAAAAUGGCUGAAGUUCCCCAGCGAGGGCUAUGUGCCCACCAAGCGACACAUGCGAGGUGAGUUUGCACAGCGAUGGCGAGAUGGCAUUGAGUGGGAGGGGCAAGAGGUGUGGAAGGCCAUCAACCACCCAGCGACCAUUGCCUCCCUAGACCAGGUGAUGAAGCGCUUGUCCGGCGGAGCUAAGUCGAAGCUGUAG
Molecule: messenger RNA, 648 nt
Organism: Symbiodinium pilosum
Lineage: Eukaryota; Dinophyceae; Suessiales; Symbiodiniaceae
Source: the annotation of a GenBank genome assembly